AUGCCGCUCCACACCAACUACAAGAUCCUUAGGAUAUCAUUUUUGUCCCUCUUGAGCGCCGCAAAAGCAGGAAAUAUCAUCGACGCCCCGGUCAAGACCGAAGCUAUUAACACCGGCAAUAUGUACGGACAAGAACAGCACCAGAUCAAAGGUCGGGGAAUCAUACAGUCCCAGGAACAGGAAACAGGGAAACAGUAUAAACCAGAACAAGAUUCGGCGAGAAACGAAAAGGGUCAGACUAGAGCCUGGGGUAUGAAGAGAAAUGGACAAAACAUAAACAAAGGACAUGAGACCCAAAAGAAGACGGAGUAG
Molecule: messenger RNA, 312 nt
Organism: Penicillium maclennaniae
Lineage: Eukaryota; Fungi; Ascomycota; Eurotiomycetes; Eurotiales; Aspergillaceae
Exons: 2
Coding region: 1-312 (103 amino acids)
Source: RefSeq, a predicted model, not a curated record